UCGGUCCUAGCACCACCACUGUCUAUUCAGGAUCUGACAAAUGUAGUGUGCAAAGAAAAUGCAAUAGUGAUGUUGUUAAGAUGAAAACCAGUGUUGUAUUUUUUGUAUUUAAUAUUUCCACCUUUUAAUCUGUGUAGAAAUGAAGGAAACUUCUUUUUUGUGGGUUUCUUAUUUCACAACAUAAUCUAAAGCAUUAUUUUCAAUUAAUAAUGCUUUUCUCGGUUUUGGGAUUUGCAAAUUACAUGGGAAGAAAUACGAGAUUUUCUCGAUAUUUUAAUGGAGGUUAAGUGAAAAGGGUCACUGUCUUGAUCACUGCCUAGAUACAUUUACUAAUAUUAGAAGGAUAUCUUGAUUUGCCCCAGCUUCUCUGGUGAUUCUUAAGCACGUGGCUGAAGGCCGCCCAAUAGGAAUGCAGGAUUACCUUUCCCCUCUGUAGCAACAGCGACCUUUCCUGCACUCCUUCAUUAAUUAUUUCUGUGGUCUCUCUUUGCUGGUUUGGUGUUGCAGACAGCAAGCAAAGGGCUCAGAUUCAGACGGAAUAAAAGAGUAGCUGGAGAGAGGAUGCUCCCGGCGUCUGUUAGCUCGCCAGCUGCCUCCACACAAAAAAAAAGAGGCUCAGUAUUCUUCCGUUUGGGACGGCGACUAUGACUAAUCUUUUCUUUUUUUCGCACACUUUUUCACACUUGGAAUACACUUAUCAUUCUUAGGACUUAAACACAACUGCGUAGAAGUAUGACUACUGCUGCAAACUGGCAUCCUGAUACUUUUUAUGAGACGGAAAAGGAGGAUAUUUAAUUUUUUUGGCAGCGGAUGAGAGGGUGGUGUGCAGGAGAAGAUGGGGGCGGGAGCUUGCAGGGUGGGGGGUUGUUUGGGUGGUGUGAGGAUUGCGGGCUGUGGUUGGGUAUGCCCGUAUCCACGUUGGCAGAGCUGCUGUUCGCACAGAGAAUGUGGAAUUGAGAGCCUGGUGUGCCUGUUCAGUUCCCCGGGCCAAAGGUGGGGUUAUGCUGCGUUGAAAAGGAGCUGCCAACAGGACAAGACCGGCCUUUUCAGACGUGUGUUCAGGACUCCUCUUUUCCUUUUUUUUUCUUUUUCUUUUUUUUGUUUCCUGCUUAAACGAGCAUGUUUCCAUUUCUGUCUCUCUGCUCCAUCAUUUGGUUGAACCGGGGUUUCAAGCUGAGGAAAGUCCUUUGCGUUGCCAACACUGGCCAGAUCUAAACUAGUUGCUUCCUGCUAGCCGCCCGCCCUGCCUCAGCACCGGCCACAAUGCUCCUGAGCUUCGGCUGAUAGGAAAACACCGCCAGACUGCAUCACCAUCACCUACAGCUCAAGAGCUCGGGCUCCUGUGGCUCCUGUGCCUUUGCCAUUGUUUUGUCACGUUGGUUGUUUUGAUAAGUUGUUGUAUUUAACAAACGCAAGCAAGCCCACACGGUGAAAACAAAAUGGAGGCAGAUGGGAUCCAGUACCGUUGUCUGUACAUGUACAAGAAAGAGCGGGAAGAAGACAUUGAGCUGGAGCCCGGUGACAUCCUGACUGUGGACAAGGCCUCUCUGCUGUCGCUCGGCGUCCAAGAGGGCGAUGAACAGCAUCCCGAGGGGAUCGGCUGGAUCCUGGGGUACAACGAGCGCACCAAGCAGAGAGGGGAUUUCCCCGGGACCUAUGUGCAGUACGACGGACCUGUGAAGGUGACUCUGCCCCCCAGCCAUCCACGCUCCCAGAGGCCUCUCCCACCUGCCCCCACACCUGAGCCACACCACACACCACCAGCGCCCCCUACACAAGACUUGACUGGACAGUUUGCACCUCCAGACAUUGCUCCUCCCAUUCUAAUAAAGCUGGUGGAAGCCAUCGAAAGGACAGGUUUGGACUGCAAGACACUGUACAGGACUUCAACUUCUUCGACCCCCGACAGCCAGUCCGCUCCUACGGCCAGCCUCACCAGUGAGUCGCUGGAGUUGGACAUGGGACAGUGGGACACGGGUGCUCUCUGUGACUCUACACUCUCUGUCCCUGCAGAGUCGCUGGAGUUGGACAUGGGGCAGUGGGACACGGAUGCUCUCUCGGCGGCUGUGAUUCGGUACCUGCAGGAGCUUCCGUCCCCGGUCGUGCCCUCGGCGGUCCACGCUGAGCUUCUGGCAGCGGUGCAGCCUGGAGCAGACACCGCUUCAGCAGAGGGGAGGGGGCCAUUGAGGGAGGUUUUGGGAGGCCCAUCGGUCCCCCUGCAGAACCGCUUGACUCUGCACUAUCUGCUCCGGCACCUGGAGAAGGUUGGCCAGUUCUCCGAAAGCAACGGUCUAGGUCCUCACACGCUUGGCCAGAUCUUCGGCCCUCUGCUCAUCAGAGGUUCAGACAUUCUGCCGGACACAGACCCAGAACUCUUUGCACUGGUGCUGGAGAGACUUCUUUUGGAGGGAGUUUGGGAGCAGGAGCCACUUCCCCCAGCUCUUCCCCCCAAACCUGCCAAAGCCAAAAGUGCCUCUACCCCUGUUGUAAAUGGAAACAACAUUUCUUUAGGUGAUGCCGAAUGGUACUGGGGAGACAUCUCCAGGGAGGAGGUGAACGACACGAUGAGAGACACUCCUGAUGGUACGUUUUUAGUUCGAGAUGCAUCGAGCAAAGUGAAAGGAGAAUACACGCUUACCCUAAGGAAAGGGGGAAACAAUAAGCUGAUCAAGAUAUUCCACCGAGCAGGGAAGUACGGCUUUUCUGAGCCACUCACCUUCAACUCAGUGGGGGAACUCAUCAACCACUAUCGCCACGAGUCUCUAGCUCAGUACAAUGCCAAACUGGAUUCACGGCUGCUAUUUCCCAUAUCAAAAUACCAGCAGGAGCAGUUAGUGAAGGAGGACAGCGUGGAGGCCGUGGGCGAGCAGCUGAAGGUGUAUCAUGAGCAGUAUCAGGAGAAGAGCCGCGAGUACGACGGGCUGUAUGAGGAAUACACACGCACCUCACAGGAGCUUCAGAUGAAGCGCACAGCCAUUGAGGCCUUCAACGAAACCAUCAAAAUCUUUGAGGAACAGUGUGAGACUCAAGAGCGCUUUAGCAGAGAGACCAUCGAGAAGCUGAAGUGUGAGGGCAACGACAAGGAGAUCCAAAGAAUUCAGAGCAACUCUGAAAAGCUGAAGUCACGAGUGACGGAGAUUCACGAGAGCAAGAAGAAGAUGGAGCAGGACCUGAAGCUACAGGCGACGGACAACCGAGAGAUUGACAAGAAGAUGAACAGCCUGAAGCCUGACCUGAUGCAGCUGAGGAAGCUGAGGGACCAGUACCUGGUUUGGCUCACGCAGAAAGGUGCGAGACAGAGGAGGAUCAACGAGUGGCUUGGGAUCAAGAAUGAAACUGAGGACUUUUACUCAUUGGUGGAUGACGAGGAGGACCAGCCUCACCAGGACGAGCGCACCUGGUAUGUGGGCAACAUCAAGCGCUCGCAUGCCGAGGAGCUGCUGCGGGACAAAUGUGACGGAACCUUUCUGAUCCGCGAGAGUCAAACGCAGAAGGGCUCGCUCGCUUGCUCAGUUGUGAUGGAUGGCGAGGUGAAGCACUGCGUGAUUUUCAAGACCGCCACAGGCUAUGGGUUCGCAGAGCCUUACAACCUUUACAGCUCCCUCCGAACCUUGGUGCUUCACUACCGGCACACCUCCCUUGUCCAGCACAACGACUCGCUGAAUGUAACCCUCGCCUACCCGGUGCUUGCUCAGCAGCCAAGAUGAACGCGGUACCCAGCAGCUGUGGAGAUGGCCCACAUCAUUCACCAGUUCUAGUUGUAGCAAAAUCUCUUGUUUAUGUUAGAAGAAGAAGAAAAAAAAAGUGACAAAGCACAAAAAAGCUGAUAUAGGUUAUCUGUAGACAGAAAGAGAGAGUGAAAGAAUGUGAAGAUAAAUGUGUGGCUUUUAUUCCAGCCCAACGUGUUCUAUAUUAGACAAAAUCAGCCACAGCUGCAAGUGUCCUGGCUGAGGUACUCUGUUGUGUCAUAGAAAAUACAGUUGCAGGCAUUUGUUUUUCUUACAGAGAGGAAACUGUAGUGAUGCAGUAUGUUACUUCCAAAAGACAGAGAGAGUUUUUAUGUCUUUUGUGCUCUGUCGUGGAGCAAUUUUUGUUUUUCCUAUUCCGCAAAAGCUUGAUUAAGUGCCAUUAAGCUAGACUUGACUUCCUAUGUGAAUUGAAUGGAUAGGAAUGGGAGAGUUUGGUGAACGGAUGAGACGGUGGAGAAGAGAAUGCUGCAGCUUUAGAAUGAAAUGUAUAUUUGAACUCUGACACUGCUGUGGGUUCUUGCGUGCGCAUGUAUGUGUGCGCACAAGUUGAUACCAUGUGAUGUAUUUUAGUUCACCUGAUUGGUGGACUCCUUUCAUGUGAUUUUCUGAAGAUGUGAAAAGAAUGAAUGAUGGCAGUUUCACAUGUGGAGCAUAGUCUCGACCAACAACCCCCCCCCCCCCCCCCCCUUUCUUUUUUAUAUGCGUGUAAUCGAGUGCUACUCAGAAGAGAUGCUGCCAUAUUUUGUAGAUGUCCAUUCAUGUAUGUGUUUUUAUAGUCACAGAGGAUAGUUUUUCAAUCCUUUAGGUCUACCGCCUAGUAGCUUUUCAUGACCACAGGCAGUCUUUGAAACAUCAUGGGUAGUAUCAUCCUGUCCGGGGCCACUGAUACAUUAAGCUCUCUAAAACUGAAAAUCUAAAAGCCGCCUGCUGAAACCUGUUUAGCGGGCACAAGAAACGGCCAUCAUUGUCCCGCACAAAGGAAAUUGUUCUAAACCCUGCUGUCUUCAGGAGUUGAUCUUUUUUUCCCCGUUUUGCAGAAGGACAAUAAGCAUUACCACUGUGGUCAAAGACUCCCUGAAAGAAAGCGUGCUGUGCCUAUUUUCAGAUGUUAUCCAAUCUCCUCGGAGUGCAUUUGUGUUCACCUUAGGCAAUAGAUAGUUGAAAACGGUUGUAUACAGUAUUUUGAGUAAGCAUCCAUAAGUAGCACCUUUAUUAUUGCGGCCAGGAAAGUGUAGUUUCGCUCUCACAAAGAGGGUACACCACAUAGGUUGGUCUUGACGUACUGUUGCAGUAGAUAUAUUUAUCUAAAUGUUUAAUUAUAUAAAAAUAGAGAACAUCAAUAUAUGGAUUCAUUAAGGUUCAUAUAAGUGAUAUGUGAAAGUUUGGAUAGAAAAUCUGUCAUCUAAUGACCAUACUUAAUACAGGACAUGUGUUAGAAAUGCUUGCCCUCUAAAAUGUAUGCUAAAUCUGUUCAUUUUAAGAUUUAUUCUGAAACAUUGCAGCACUUUUGGUAAAUAAAUGGCCAUUUAAUUUAGUAUGAUGGUAAUAAACAGACUGAACUUCAAACAGAAUUUGGUCAUUUUAGUAGCCUGGAGGCCUGAGCAAGUGAGUUGUGCUGAGUGAACGUGAGAUAUUCUAAAAGUGCCUUGAGCCUUUGGACAGUCUAAGAGGCGUAGAUCAUGACUUUGUAUGUGGAUUUUGUUUCAGAGAUUUCUGAAGGGAUUUUGGUGUGAUAUUGGUGUUGCUAUGGUCACUGUUACUCAUUACUGACAGUACCAAGUUGCCCUUCAUAUUGCGGAAGACAUGAGCUAAUGUCAUGGGAUUGGCAUGGCUGACUUAAUCACCAUGAUCAGUUUCCUUCAUGAAAACAUCCUCCUGAAAAACUAUAAAUGUGAACUAACGACCCAAAGCCUUAUUACUAUAAAUGUAAACAUAUAUUUUUGAUGGAAUUCAAAGCCUAUUUGAAACAAUCAGGAGACUUAUACAGGGCACACAUGGUUGUUCACAAGCAUAUAUGAAGCCAAAUACAUAUACCUAACCACACUAAUAUUCCCUUUCCUUAUAACCUAUAAUUAUUAAAAUAAUAGAAAUUUAAGCAAUAAAAGCAAUUCAUUUUUGUUUUAACAUAAAACAGAAUACAGCUGCCUUGCUAAAAGAAUAGGAAAGCACUUAAGCAUUGGUAAGGAAUCUACAGUAAGCCUCUCACUCUUUCUGCAUGUGUGAUUUGAAAGGAAAUCGUUUUGGAAGGUUGUUGAUUUGUACUUGGAAAGAGUUUAAGCAGUGAAUCCUUUGAAUGCACUACAAAGCACAGUUUUAACUAACUGAAGUGUAGAGGUUUCUUUUUUACUUAUAUGUACAGUAUAACAUGCUCAGUAUCCUUGAGAGACACAUUUAGGUGGUUUGGCUAACCAACAGCUCUUUAUCAUAAGAUGAAUAUAUCAGAAUAGUUUUUUUUUUCUCCGUGGAUGGCACCAGGAAGGAUCUCAAAUGGAAAAGUCAGCUUCUUACAUCUGUGUUUUACUGAAAUCUCUACAGAUCCUAAAAUAAGCUAGCUUGAUAUGUUUUUUUCUCCCACUUGUACAAUUACAAAAUGUUUACAUCUAAAGAACCAAAUAGCAGAUGUGUUUCAAAGUCAGUUUACCUGUUGAGAUACAAAUUGUUUGACGAUUCUGGUGUCUUUGUUUUAUUAAACUUGAACUUUCUUUUUUUAAUCUUGUCUGUGUUCUCAGUGUUCCCGUGAUGCCACCCUUUGGCAUAGUAAAACAUUGGAAAAAAGAACUGAUGUGUCUGUAUGAACUUAUAAAGUGAAACAACAAAAUUAAACAACAAACUAUCCGGG
Molecule: messenger RNA, 6588 nt
Organism: Clupea harengus (Atlantic herring)
Lineage: Eukaryota; Metazoa; Chordata; Actinopteri; Clupeiformes; Clupeidae
Gene: pik3r2
Product: phosphoinositide-3-kinase, regulatory subunit 2 (beta)
Biological process (GO): insulin receptor signaling pathway; phosphatidylinositol phosphate biosynthetic process
Cellular component (GO): phosphatidylinositol 3-kinase complex
Molecular function (GO): 1-phosphatidylinositol-3-kinase regulator activity; protein binding
Source: RefSeq, a predicted model, not a curated record